Messenger RNA from Ornithodoros turicata, 552 nucleotides. RefSeq lists its product as uncharacterized. The record is from RefSeq and is a predicted model, not a curated record. Gene Ontology annotation, biological process: symbiont-mediated perturbation of host defenses. Lineage: Eukaryota; Metazoa; Arthropoda; Arachnida; Ixodida; Argasidae. The transcript is spliced from 5 exons. Bases 1 to 552 code for a protein of 183 amino acids. Gene Ontology annotation, molecular function: amine binding.
AUGCAAUCCGUGGCUAUCCCUUUCGCGCUACUCUUCGCGCUAGUGAGCGCGUCGGGAUCGCUGGAUCCAGUCAAUCCAAUCCUCCAGGAGUAUCAAGACGUUGGAGAAUGCUUCAAGGUUCCGGAAACGUAUUACAUGAUAUAUACCAACACGAAGCACCCGUUCAUCCUGCCAUGCACUCAUAACCGACAACUUUGCGUCGGAAAGAAUGGCGAGACACCGUACGAAUUACGUUCCCUGAAAGAUGGCAAAUUAGUACGGAGAGUAGUAACGUUCCGUGCAGAAAAAUCACCAUGCUACAAUGUACCGAACAUCCAACGGGCCCCAAAGAAUGACGGUGCCCAGCUACCAGCUUAUGACUUCAUGAUUGCAUAUGCUGACUGUGGCAACUGCGUCGUCGCGAAGUUACCUACAAUUAGCCCGGACGCCUGUGCAAUGUUCGUGACUAACCCGGACGUCCCUCCGAGUCGCUGCUGUCUCUUUACAUAUGCGCUCCUGUGUGGAAGCACCAAGAUCCCAAGCUACGAAAAGGACAAAUGCGCCAAUGUGUAA